Sebastes umbrosus (honeycomb rockfish) is the source of this 4242-nucleotide messenger RNA. It is a transcript of the gene arnt, whose product is annotated as aryl hydrocarbon receptor nuclear translocator. Gene Ontology annotation, biological process: regulation of transcription by RNA polymerase II. The record is from RefSeq and is a predicted model, not a curated record. Lineage: Eukaryota; Metazoa; Chordata; Actinopteri; Perciformes; Sebastidae. The coding region runs from base 98 to 2428 and encodes 776 amino acids. The transcript is spliced from 20 exons. Gene Ontology annotation, molecular function: protein dimerization activity; RNA polymerase II cis-regulatory region sequence-specific DNA binding; DNA-binding transcription factor activity, RNA polymerase II-specific. Gene Ontology annotation, cellular component: aryl hydrocarbon receptor complex; transcription regulator complex; nucleus.
CCUAACCUCCUUCUACAGUCCUUGUGCUGUGCUCGCCUCGAGGCGCCAUCUUGAAUAGAAAGAGGGUUUAAACGGAGAGAAACAGGAUUGUUUGUUUAUGUUAUUCCAGACGGAUAUGUCCUCUUCAAACACAGAUUUACCAGACCCAAAUCUGGGUAUGGGGGCAAGUGGGACCCAAGGAAGUGGCGGGGCUGUUGUACCAAAAGGGACCAACAAAAGAAGAGCUGCGCCAGAUUUUGACGACGACGACGACGAUGAAGGAAACAAGCUGUUCAGGUGUGACGAUGAAACAGGAGGCGGCAAUGACAAAGAGCGCUUUGCAAGGGAGAACCACAGUGAGAUUGAGAGGCGGAGGCGGAACAAGAUGACCGCCUACAUCACAGAGUUGUCAGACAUGGUGCCCACCUGCAGUGCACUAGCACGGAAACCAGACAAACUGACCAUCCUGCGAAUGGCCGUGUCCCAUAUGAAGUCCCUGAGAGGAAGUGGCAAUACCAACUCGGAUGGGUCGUACAAACCUUCCUUUCUCACUGACCAGGAACUGAAGCACCUCAUCCUGGAGGCAGCCGACGGCUUCCUGUUCGUGGUGUCAUGUGAGACUGGCCGCAUUGUUUACGUCUCUGACUCCCUGACACCCGUCCUCAACCAAGCGCAAUCUGAAUGGCUCGGCUCCUCCCUUUAUGAUCAGCUCCACCCAGAUGACACAGAAAAGCUCAGAGAGCAGCUCUCUACUGCCGAGAAUAACAACACAGGGAGGAUGUUGGACUUGAAGACGGGAACAGUGAAGAAGGAAGGCCAGCAGUCGUCAGCCAGAAUGAGUAUGGGAGCCCGUCGAUCAUUCAUCUGCAGAAUGAGGUGUGGCUCUUGUCCCGUGGAACCGUUGUCCAUGAACAGACUGAACUUCCUUAGGAAUAGAAACAGGAACGGUUUGGGUACAGCCAAGGAAGGGGAGCCCCAGUAUGUAGUGGUCCACUGUACAGGAUACAUCAAGUCCUGGCCCCCUUCAGGAGUAUCAUUAACAGAAGAUGAAUCAGACAACACUCAGGGUAGUCGCUACUGUCUGGUUGCAAUUGGGAGAUUACAGGUGACUUGUUGCCCAGGUGACACAGACAUCAACAGUAUCAGUGUUCCAGUGGAGUUCAUCUCACGCCAUAACUGCCAGGGCACGUUCACCUUCGUAGACCACCGCUGCAUGGCCGCUGUCGGCUACCAGCCCCAGGAAUUAUUGGGGAAGAAUAUUCUCGAGCUCGCCCACCCUGAAGACCAGGGCCUACUCAGAGACAGCUUCCAACAGGUGGUGAAGUUGAAGGGCCAGGUCCUGUCUGUGAUGUUUCGGUUUCGCUCCAAAUCGAGAGAAUGGAUCUGGAUGAGAACCAGCUCCUUCACCUUCCAGAACCCGUUUUCAGAGGAGAUUGAGUAUAUCAUCUGCACCAACGUCAAUGUCAAAAACUCGACUCAGGACCCCCUCACUCCCAUCUCCUCCCCAGGGGGUUCGCUGCCCCCCUCCCUGGGUCAGAGCAGCCCAAACUGCCCUCCAGUAAUGCUCAGCCCUGGGCAGGUGGCCGCCAGGCAGUUACAGCAGCAGCAGCAGGCCGAGGGAGGUGGAGCCAGAGACGGUCUGUACGAGGCAGGACCAAUCGCCCUCUCACAGAUGCCAGUGCAGGCAGUGACGGCGGCAGGGCCGGACCACAGCAAGAGCCUUGAGAAGCCAGAGCUCUACCCCUCCCUUUUCCAAGGCCCAGAUCAGACCAAGGGCAUGGCCUCCACCUCCGCUCCCAACACACAGAUCUACCCUCCAGCCAAUAACUUCGCUGCUGGUCGUUCCAAUGAUGCAUACAGGCCAGUCAACAUGGCUCCACAGAUGGCACAGCCCGCCCACUCAGCAGGGCAGAUGCUGGCUCAGAUGUCUCGUCAGAAUGGAGUCCCGCAGUCAGUUCCCCCUUCCAGCACCGGCAGCUCCCUUCACGGAGGACCAGCAGGAGGAUGGCCUGGAGCUGCAGCUGCAGUUAGACCACAAUUUAAUAACCAGCAGGUGGCUCCCCAGGCUGCAAAGACAAUGUCUCCACAGUUUACUCCCAUGGGAGGAUUUGGCGGUGGCUCUUCCAACUCUUUUGGACAGAUGCCUACAGGUGCUGCUCCCACCCAAACCAACAAUGCAAACUACCCGCCCAUUAAUGCACGUGCCAGCCUCAACACCAACGGUUAUGAUGGCUCUCAGUCCGGGGCGCAGUUCCCCUCUCGAGCAGCGGAGGCGGUGUGGCCUCAGUGGCAAGGCCAGCAGCACUCACAGAAUAAUGCAGAGCAUCAUCCUCAUGCUCAGGGCAACCAGCAAGACAUGUUUCCUGAUGUGUUGUCUAUGCUGGACCAGCCUCCCAACUUCAACGGCGACGACUUUGAGAUUCCCAUCUACCCUUCGUUCGACCAGUGACCCAGUCGAUACUCUUCUACCCCUUUUGUCUUGUUGAGUGUUUUUGCCCUCACUCUUUCUAAUAUCAUAUAGCUCUUAUAGCUCCUCUGCUCCUCUUUUCUUCCUGUUCCUGGGAGUAGCACUCUUCCCUUUGCUUUGCAUGGCUUAAAUUGCACUGCCACAAGCCAGUUAAAGAUGGAGGGAUGUGUCUGACUGCAGAUAUAAAGGGGAGGAAAAUCAAGGAUUUGCUACUGACUAAAAGAUAAUUAAUUUAACAAUACUCCAGCCAUUGUAAGAGAAUUCUCUAGCUAGCACUGCCCAAAGCUCAACAACCUAUGUUGUAGAUAUGUGAUAUAUAUAAAUAUAAAUAUAUAAAAAAAAGCGCACAAUCACCCAACCACACUUGAAUAGGAGGCACAAAAACACUCUCUUCCACUCUGGUAAACAUAAACAGGAAGUAAGCACACAGACACACAACGGCCUUUUAUUCUAAUAUGUUCCUAGUUUUUCUCAGGCAUUGAUGAAGAGUGUAUUUUGCUGUUUUACCCUUUUUAGCGUGUCGACUAAUCACUCCAAUCGUUGAUUUAAACUCUCAGGAAUUUGCAGGGAUAUACGACUUUGGUCAUUUUUUUGUGUUGUUGCACGCAAACCACCACUGUCUGUGCUAACGUCACUCACGGUUUUAAAUCCUCUGCAUGCCAGCACCGCUUUCAUGGAGCGCUUCUACAAUGUGUAGAUUUAUACUGAGUACAGUUUUCUAUGUACAUUGGUGGCUUCACCUAUAAAGUUAAUUAUUUUGUUAAUCCUCUUAAGGAACGUGAGGUUUUUCCUUAAUUGAAUGAUGUCCUUCAACAAACAGACAGUGUUACAGUGACUACACGCUGUUUGUCUCGGUGCCCGCUGGAAACAUAUACAAUCUAUAUUUCUUUGCCUACAUAAAACAUAUAUACAGUAUGCAUGUGUGUAUGUAUGUCAAAUGGAUGCGUACAGUAUCUUUAUCAGCUGUAAGACAGUCGUAGGGUUUCUGACUUGCUUCAUAUUCUUCUCUCUGUUGCCCUUGCAUUACUCUGUACCAAGUAUGGGCUUUUGUACUCCUUUUGUAAAAAAUCUAAAGAAAAGAAAUCACACAGCAAUAAUUAACAAGCAGGAAUUGUGUACUUUUAAAGCCAUUCUUUAUUUGUCGUUCCUUGAUUAAUGUUAUUUUAAAAUGGAGAUAUGUGGUAGUAAUGUUUGAUUUAAUUGAAAUGUUUCCCAAGUAUUUUUUGAUCUCUUGACCUUUCCAUUGCCAUAUUCUGAUAAAUUCUGAUAUUUAAUUAAUGGUUUGAUCAGGGUAUCCAGGAUUAAAAUGGAACAAACUGCUAAAAACAAUAUGAUUUACAAAUGAAAAUGCUCUAAAAGAUGUUCUCCUCAUUUGUGUCAAACAUUUUGCCACCAACCACCUGUGUUAUACAAUCAUUUUUGGGGUAAAUUUGUAUUAUAGAACAAUGUUGUGAGAUGAAAGAUAAUGCUUCUAAAAUGAUUAGAUUUUUAACAAGUGGAAUUAGUUUUUAAAUUUGACCCUUUUCAUUACAGUCUUCAAUUGUCUGUAUGAAACACUCGCAUACUUAUAACAAAUUAUGUAAUUGUAUGUAAGCCCAUGUUGAUAAUUGUCCCGUUUUCAUCUUCAAGCGGAUGGUAUGUUGGUGUUGUUAUUGUUUGCUCUGUAUCCAGGUUUUCUUUUCCAAUGAUGUGAGCUUUUAUCACUCAUAGAAACACAAAUAUAUAAAUAUGCUGUAUAUGAAAUGCUAAACGAGAGAAAGAAAUGUUUGGUUUUUGUAUUAAAUUGUUGAAAGUGA